Molecule: messenger RNA, 1644 nt
Organism: Penicillium paradoxum
Lineage: Eukaryota; Fungi; Ascomycota; Eurotiomycetes; Eurotiales; Aspergillaceae
Product: putative MFS drug efflux transporter
Exons: 1
Coding region: 1-1644 (547 amino acids)
Biological process (GO): transmembrane transport
Molecular function (GO): transmembrane transporter activity
Source: RefSeq, a predicted model, not a curated record
AUGGCGAACCACAGCGACACCUCCUGGAGCGACGUCGAGAAAACCCAUCACAGCGCCGACGUCACGGCCACCAGCACCCCGCCCAAUGAAUCCGAGGCUCCUCCGCGCGACCUCAAAGGAUGGAAGUGGAUUGUUGUCGUGCUGUCAAUCUUGAGUUCGUCGUUCCUUUUUGCACUCGACAACACCAUCACCGCCAAUAUCCAAGCCGAAAUCGUUCGAGACUUUGAGGCCGUCAAUAAAUUAUCAUGGAUUAGUGUUGGGUUGGUCAUGAGUGCUUCCGCCACUGUGCUUCUUUGGGGAAAGAUCUUUUUUCAUUUCAACACGAAAUGGACCUACAUCAUCAGCGUCGCAGUCUUCGAGAUCGGAUCUGCGGUUUGCGGAUCAGCACCUAAUAUGGAUGCCCUCAUCGUGGGCCGAGUGCUCUGUGGCAUCGGUGGAUCUGGGCUAUACAUCGGUGUGAUCACACUUUUAGCUGCCACCACCACACUGCAAGAGCGGCCAAUGUAUGUAGCCAGCACCGGUAUGACUUGGGGUCUCGGCAUGGUCCUCGGCCCAAUUGUGGGAGGAGGCUUCAGCCAGAGCUCUGUCGGCUGGCGUUGGGCUUUCUACAUCAAUUUGUUGGUUGGAGCGGCCUGUGCACCGGUCUACCUCUUUCUCAUCCCGAACAUCGACCCCCGCAAGGGAGCCUCUCUCAGUGCCCGAGUCCGUGAGAUCGAUUGGCUGGGAAGUAUUCUCAACCUUGGUGCUUUCCUAUCCGGUGUUAUGGCUAUCUCCUUCGGUGGCUUGACCUGGGCCUGGGGAAGCGGGAAUAUCAUCGGCUUGUUCGUCUGCUCUGGCGUCCUGUUCACUUUGCUUGGCUUGCAACAGGCCUACACUAUCUGUACCACCGUUACCCAGCGGAUUUUGCCACUGGAAUUCUUCAAGUCACGGACGAUGCUCAUUCUCUUCGCCAGCACGGCGGCAGCCGGUACGGCCUGUUUCGUCCCCGUCUACUUCGUUCCACUCUUCUUCCAGUUCACCCGAGGCGAUGGUCCGCUUGACGCCGGUGUUCGGCUCCUGCCUUUUAUCAUUCCUUGCAUUGUCAUGAUCUGUGUCAAUGGUGGCGUAAUGUCUGCAUAUGGUCUAUACAUGCCGUGGUACACCUUCGGAGGCGCUCUCGUGCUCGCCGGUGGCGCCCUUUUCUACACUGUCGGUGCUGACACAAGUGCUGCGCAUAUCUACGGAUACAGUAUCCUUACCGGCCUUGGCACUGGAAUGUAUCUUCAAGCCUCGUUCUCGGUUGCGCAAGCUUCUGUCGCCCUUGAUAUGGUGGCUAGUGCCUCGGGAUUCAUCACCUGUGCCCAGGUUGUUGGUACUACCAUCGCUUUGGCCAUCGCCAACAGCGUGUUCUUGAACGAGUCGCAACAGAGCAUCAUUCACCUUCUGCCCAAUAUAUCGCUUCAGGAAGUUGAGGCCGUGAUUUCGGGUACAUCGCCCCUCGUCUCAUCCUUGCCUGCUACUGAGAAAGCCAAGGUUCAGUCGGCUAUUGUGGACGCUAUGGGCGAGACAUACAUACUUGUUAUUGUUGCUGGUGCACUCACUCUACUGCUUGGUUUGGCUAUGAAGCGUGAACGUCUAUUUUUGCAGCCCGGUGCUGCUGCAUAG